AUGUCCGGCCAGAGCAGAUCUAGCAGUCGUCUUGGACCCCGUGGUUGCUCGUUCUCAGGAUACUCUCAGCCUGGUGAUAUCCAUGCCGCCUUUGAUAUCCCGCGUGGAGUUGAUGCAGAGGAGUGGCUUCGUAUGAGGGAGCGCAAGUCCAUCAAUGACUUGCUGUACAAAAAUAUACCAUCAGUCCGCGAGAUAAGAGCUGUCAAGAAUAUUGACACCCUCACAGCCCCUGAGCACGAUGUCCUUGCAGCAGCCUUAGGUGCGCCGGCGAGGCAAGUCAUGUUACGGGCCGAGGAGAUAGGUCCGGCAACAGGUUGGAAGGAUGGCUAUCUCAGCGCUGAACAUGGCUUCUGCCCUCCCGACUACAAUGAGGCUGCCGGCGCUCUUGCCAACUCCCCGGGAAGGAUAUGGUCUGACCUCUGCGAACGCAUGCCGGGUUGUUUUGCAAGGGGUCGUGGGCGCGAGUCAAUCGCUGUCUUGCCGCUGGUCGAAGCGACAGCCAACAUCAUUCCAGACAAGGCUCUCUGGGCCGCCCACGUCACUCUUGGAUUGUUGUGCCACACCUACCGCUAUGAGGAAAAGUACGACGGCAACCAAGGCGUCACGGUCAAUCCUACAAAGUUCAAACCCAUUUGCGAGAUGGGUGAUGACCUCGGUGACGAGUUUAUCGGGAUACCGCGAUGCAUCGCUGUCCCAUUUCUCCAGGUUUCCCACCGAAUCGGCCGACCCAUUCCACAUCUCACAUUUUUCGACCAGACUUCCUUCAACAUGAAGCUCAGAGAUCCUAAUUCUACGUAUCCUUAUAUUGGCAGAUUCGAUAACAUGGAAACCCGGUGGCCCAUCUUUGGCGAGAGAACAGAAAUGGCUUUCCAAAAAGGCUGUGCGGAUACAUCAGCCUCUUUUCAACAUGGGCCCGAUGCCAUUGCCAGCUGCCAGGAACAUGUGAUGAACAGGAAUUCCGAGGGGCUGCUACGGGAACUAGUCCGCCUCAAGGAAAUACUCGAGCGCAUGCCCAACGCCUUUCACACCAUUAACACCAACCCGUACUCUGGAGAGAAUUACGUCCCAGGUCACCAGUGGUUCCCUCCGUAUCUGGUCAUGGAUGCCUUUCUGGGUCGCAAAAAGUACAACUCUUUCCUUGGCGCUGAGGGCAUCCACUUGCGCGCAUGGUUGCCUUCCAACUGGAGGGCUUUUAUUGCUGCCAUUGAGUACCACUACCGUAUUCCCGAGUUUGUUCAGCAGUCAGGAGAUCCAAGGCUUAUGGGUGUACUUGAUGGCAUUGUUGAAGCCUAUACUGGCGAACGAGGUUUCAUGGGUACCCAUCGAUACAAGGUAUUCGGUCUUCUUGAGGUUGCGGGCAAGACUGGCCGGAGCGAAACCAAUGGAUUAUCAGGCGCUCCAGACUCAAACGCCAGGCCUUGGGAGGAAACGCACAAGCAGUUCUCGGAGGCCAUGAAAGAGCGCCUUGAGCCGUAUCGCGGCAAUAUUUCCGUCGAACCUCACGAGAUGCGCGGCACCUUUGAGGAAUGUCGGUACCGGUCUCGAGUCCUAAGCCGUUCAUUCGUUGAUUCGGACCCUAAUCGCUCUCUCGCCAUGGUAACUCUCGAUAUAGAAAACACGGGCAUCACUUGGCAGCCAGGCGAUCGACUUGCCGUGAUGCCUCUAAACAGCUGGGAAGAAUGCGCCAAGGUUGCCGCAGCGCUCGGGCUAGGAGAUUACCUAGAUACUCGAGUCGCUCUGAACCGGAAGUGGGAACGCUUCUCCCAGCACUUGGGUGCAGUUUCACAUUCACCUGCCCCAGUGUUGAUCGUGAAGGAUAUCUUGAGGAGAGGCCAUAUUGCUCCAAUCACCAAGGACCUUGCUCUCAAAGUCCAUGACCUGCUUCGAGCGUCAUCUAAUACAGUACUCCAGGUUCUAGCCACCGACGAAUGGCCUGUUCAGGGAACGCUGGGCGACUUGCUCCAGGGUGCAGUGGCCGAUACCGAUCCUACCAUUUGGGAUCGUGCAUUUGACCUUACAGGUGAUUUGGCGUGGCUUGCCGAUUUCGUUGCUGUCGAAGUGCCUAGGACCUACUCGAUUUCCACUUACUCGCGGGAUUUACUUCCAUCUACUGUCGACUUGACCAUUUCCCGUGCCGAGUACAAGCUUUGUUCCACAUUUGCCGGCGACGAGGAAAUUGCAUGCGCAGGUGUCGGAAGUGGUUUCCUUAACCCCUUUGUUUUAUCCAGCGAUGAGUUCAUCGAGGCAGAAGAAGAGAUCCUGAUCGGAGUGUCCCGGCCCCUCAACUUCCAACUUCCUAUCGAUCGUGCAGCGCCCUGUGCCUACUUUGCUGGCGGUAGCGGCAUUGCUCCUUUCCGCAGCUUCUGGCAGGCAAGGCUCGCUUCUCAUCAGAACUCGGCUGGAAGGGAUCUGCUCUAUCUCGGAGUUCAGUCGCGCGACAAGUUCUGCUACGAGGAUGAGUUACGGGACUACAUUGAUGCCGGCCUUAUGGAGGCUCAUCUGGCAUUUUCCCGCGAUACAAGAGGUCUCGUAUAUGACAAGAGGACCCACGAUCUUGUUGAGAAAGAGAUGCCACCUCGGUAUAUCGACGCUCUCGUAGUGGAGCAAGCUGCCACGAUUUCCGAGCUUGUUAUGUCCAAGAAACAAGGCGGACUCGGAGGCUACUUGUACGUUUGCGGGUCUGUCGCUGUUUUUGACUCAGUCAUGAACGGUAUUCGCAAGGCCUUGUACAACCACUGCAGCGCUACAAUGGAGACUGUUGAAGUGAUCAUCAACAAGGCCUUUGCCGAACGUCGCUUUAUGCUGGACGUUUUCAUGACGCCCAAGCCGCUGCCCUGCAACCUUCUUACCAUUCCUCUUUCCCAGCUAGCACGUCAAACCGGUCACCGCCCGGGUGGUCGCAUCUGGAUCGGCGUUCAUGGGAGUGCCUAUGACGUUACGGAUUUCUGUCCUAUGCACCCGGGAGGCACACUCAUCCUCAAAUCUAACGCUGGCGGCGACUGCUCCAAAUCGUUUGACAACCUGGCGCAUACCAACAACCCCGAGGUUAAUAGCUUGCUUACGAAGUAUUUUGUCGGCCAGCUUGCACCCAAGCCUGAGUUUCACCGCUGCCCAGAGCUCGGUGAUCUGUAUGAUCUCUGGGCUGCGUAUCUGCGUACAGCGGUAGAAACACUUGUAGCUCAUCAGUUCCAAAUGCACGAGAUCAUGGGUGUGGAUGAUGAUGGGACGAACGACAAUUUCUUCCGGGGCGCUGUCAACAUAUGGUCCCGCGAACACCUGGUCAAUGUCGGUUUGGGUGUUCGAACUUUUUACGAGUAUCAGUCGCGUCUCCUUCAGGGUGGAUUCUCCGCGCUCUUUGGGCCCAAGCUUCAGGAAUUGGUCCUGAAGCUCUCCUUUAUACUUGCAGACUCAGCGGCUGUCGGCGCCGAAGCCAGGCUUCCAGACGUGCUCGGUACUAUUGCACGAGCAAAGACAUCGCCGGACGCGGUUGCCACAUCUCAGGAAGUGACGCUCAUUGGACAAUUUGUCAGCGACAACAAUGGUGCUCGUUUUGCCGAGAGGGGCAUCAUGGACUAUGCGGCCAAAAGUGUUGAACUUGAUGUCGAGCUGCUGGAGGACAUUCGCGAGGAAGCCUGUCAUGGCAUGGACGCCUUUGGAAGCAUCAUGGCGAUGGAUUUGGCUACUGAUGAUCAACGGGUGACUGCCCUUUCCAGCUUCCUCAUGCAGACCCUCGAACGUAUGGCGAAGCGACUCGAGAUUUUCUACGCCAAACUUGCUCAGCACAAGGUCUACCAGCCGGAAAUUGAGAGGAACCCCGCCAGGGCACGAUGGAACCUGGUGCGCAUGAAGAUUCAGGACGGCUCAUUCUUCAUCUUGACACAAGAGGCUGUCUUGGGCGCUGCGCCGGCGUUCAUUCCAGCUCAGCGCCAAAACGCUGGCGUGGACUUUGAUGCGGUUAUGAGCCGCGUCCAAACGAGUGUUCGGAAUGCCUCCCAGCCCAAGCCUCAUCCCCAAUCGCUCAACGCAAUGCACAUGGCGAGAGCGGAUGCGCCGCCCACGGAGACUACGGCAAUGGCUACACAUGAUAACAGUAUGGCGGUCAGGGCCAUGUCGACGUUCAUCGAUAAAAACAUGCGUGCGAUUAGGCGACUGAGCAAAAUGCCUUCAAUGCCGAUGACCUUUGAGCAAUUGCAAGCUACCGUAGAGCAACGAGAACAAGAGCAGCAGCAGCAGCAAGCGGCGAUGAUGCAAGCCGGCAGUCGACCACCGACACCACCCUCCAGCGGAAGAUCAACCAGGUCACCUUCCGUGAAAGCGAGCAUGCGAACACCCAUGACCGCAGCGCAGAACCUCUACGCAUACAACAGGUCGCGAGCAUCGUCAUUGGAGAGACUCAUGAGCGGAAGAGGUCUCAACAGAAGAAGUUCCACCGCCUCAGUCACUUCCUCGUCCCCCUUCCCCGUCCUGCCGAGCGGUGGUCACAGUGUUCACAGCCAUCACGACACGCGAUAUCCCGUCCGAGCACCGCCUACUCCGCCACCACCUCCUGCUCCCGUUGAUGCCGCUACUGCGAUGAAUGUGAUGAUGGGCAAGCUUAAUGUGCGUUCUAGAGGAACCUCAAUGCCGCCUGCUCCUUUGUCAUCCAUGUCUGCGCUGAGUCACAACGGUGGUAUGAACGGUGGCGCAAACGCUGUCGAGGAGUAA
Messenger RNA from Sordaria macrospora k-hell, 4704 nucleotides. RefSeq lists its product as uncharacterized. NCBI's taxonomy places the organism in Eukaryota, Fungi, Ascomycota, Sordariomycetes, Sordariales, Sordariaceae. Gene Ontology annotation, biological process: homocysteine metabolic process. The record is from RefSeq and is a predicted model, not a curated record. Gene Ontology annotation, cellular component: cytosol. Gene Ontology annotation, molecular function: flavin adenine dinucleotide binding; [methionine synthase] reductase (NADPH) activity; FMN binding.